Pangasianodon hypophthalmus (striped catfish) is the source of this 414-nucleotide messenger RNA. RefSeq names its product two pore channel protein 1-like. The transcript has 6 exons. The annotation marks the transcript as partial. Gene Ontology annotation, molecular function: voltage-gated channel activity. The record is from RefSeq and is a predicted model, not a curated record. Lineage: Eukaryota; Metazoa; Chordata; Actinopteri; Siluriformes; Pangasiidae. Gene Ontology annotation, cellular component: endosome membrane; lysosomal membrane.
UGUGUGUGUGUGUGUGUUAGAGACCUGAUGGAAUCUCUCUGAGGCAGUUUGAUGGACUGCUGCGUUUUUAUCGACCGAGAAUGAGAGCACGUGAUCGCUUCCUUACGUUUAAAGCUCUCAACCAAUCAGGAACACCCAUGCUCAGCCUGCAGGAUUUCUAUAAUGUGUAUGAGGUGAUGGGUCUGAAGUGGAAGGCUCGGCGUAGUGGUGAACACUGGUUUGAUGAUCUUCCUCACACAGCUUUCCUCAUUUUUAAAGGGAUCAACCUUGUGGUGAAAUCCAGAGUGUUUCAGUACAUCAUGUAUAUCGUUGUAGCUGUCAAUGGCGUCUGGAUUCUGGUGGAGACCAACAUGUUAAGCAGUGACUUUAACUGGUCCCGACUCGUACCCUGGAGCUACAUCGUGUUCCUCACGA